Messenger RNA from Aaosphaeria arxii CBS 175.79, 495 nucleotides. RefSeq names its product putative scytalone dehydratase. The record is from RefSeq and is a predicted model, not a curated record. The transcript has 3 exons. Gene Ontology annotation, biological process: melanin metabolic process. NCBI's taxonomy places the organism in Eukaryota, Fungi, Ascomycota, Dothideomycetes, Pleosporales. The coding region runs from base 1 to 495 and encodes 164 amino acids. Gene Ontology annotation, molecular function: scytalone dehydratase activity.
AUGUCGAAGCUUCCAUCAAUUGAAGACAUCCUAGGCUGCCAGGCCGCCCUUUUCGAAUGGGCUGAGAGCUACGACAGCAAAGACUGGGAGCGCCUCACCAAAUGCAUUUCCCCCACUCUACGCAUCGACUACAGCGCCUUUCUCAACAAACUCUGGGAAGCCAUGCCCGCCUCCGAAUUCAUCGUCAUGGCUUCCAACCCCCAUGUCCUGGGCAACCCUCGCCUGAAGACGCAGCACUUCGUCGGUGCGUCCAAGUGGGAGAAGGUCAGCGAUGACGAGGUCAAAGGGUACCACCAAAUGCGCGUGGCGCAUCAGAAGUACGCCGACGACGCCCUGACGGAGGUCUCUGUCAAGGGCCACGCGCACGGCAGCAGCACCAUUUUCUACCGCAAGGUGGAGGGCGUCUGGAAGUUCGCGGGCGUCGAGCCGAAUAUCCGUUGGUCUGAGUAUGACCACGAUAAGAUCUUUGAGCACGGCAAGGAGGAGGAUCUAUGA